AUGUCAACGCCUACACGCAACGACCCAACAAGUCCACAUCGUGGGAAUGCGUUCUACAAUGCUCCAUUUACUGUCGACAACUCUGAAUGGCGAUUCUCCUCACGAUUUGCAGUCAAUUCUCCUGCCAGGAGCAUUCUCAAAGUACGCACACCCGAUCCAUAUGGUUCUCCUUUGAUGACUUCAGCAAAGCGACGACAAUACCAAGUUGUGCAACGUCGUGUCAGUUUUGCACCAGAUGCUCACGUCCGGGUGUUCCGUGAAGAUGGAAGGACUGAAUUCAACGCUGAUAUCCCAUCAUCACCUACGCAUUAUACAGAGCAAAGAUCCCUCAUGUCAAGGUUAUCAGAUCCACCAAGUGAGCAUCGCAAGAGAAGAAGAGAUCUAUUUGGAAGUCCUAGCGAAUAUCUCAACAGCCCCAAGCGACGUGCUACUCCUCCCAAAGUGACCACCACAAGAGAAUUACCCAAGAGAAAAGAAGCAAUGGAUUUUACCGAUUACAUGGCUGGCCGUGAAUUACCUACGUUUGACGAUAUCCUUGGAGAUGAUGAUGAAGAAGAUGGAGAAGAUACCGAACGCCCCCUCACUUCAGCAUCUUUACGCUCACGAGACAUGGAUGAAAACAGCAGCUCCUCUGAUGAGCAAUCAGCAUUACCAUCAUUACGCAAAUACGAUCAAAAAGAUACCACAACAACUUCAUCAGCUACACGUGAUCCUAUUACUACUCCUCCAUCUUCAUCACAUCCACGUCCCAUAUCUGCAUCAUCAUCAUCACCAUCAGCAAGUAGCACCACCACCACACAACGUAAGCCCAUUUCACGAUUACCAUUGGCUGAAAGACAAGAAGAUUACAUCCAUUCAUCAUCAUCAUCACCCACUUCACGUGCGCUAAGUCGAUCUUAUGCACCCGUAUCACCUAUGAACAAUUCUUACUCCUCCUCAUCACGAUCAUCAUCAUCUCUUGGCCAGGCACGAUCCAUGUCUCGACAAGAUCACAGCUCAGGAUCCGACAAUGACACUAGCCAUAAGUUAUCCAUGGAUUCGGAAAAAGAUAUAUUGAAUGAGACGCCGAUCCGCUAUGAUACCGCAUUACGUGAGGAAGGCAUUGAAAAGAGCCCUGCUGUUUCCAAGACAUCCCAAUCUCUUUUUGAAUGGUCACGCCGACUUCGUCAAUCCUUUGGUAUACAACAACCUGCCCGUGAAAGUUAUUCUCUGAGGGAGUUUCUCAAGAUGGCCGAUAUCCCUUGGAAAGAGCUAGACAAGAUGAAAGAGAUCAAGCAUACACAAUUGGAUCAUCCCCUUACACGCACAAUCUCUACGCAUGAGAAAGCCGCCACCGUAGCAUCUCUCCAAGAGUUAGAGGCAUACAAGAAUUACACAUCUUCUUUACAAGAGCUGGUUCAAGAUAAUCAAGAUGGCCUGCAGGAACAAGAAAGAAAAGUCAAUGCCAGCCAUCCACGGAUCAUCAGCCAAUAUACCCAUGCUGACAAGGAAGAAAAGGCUCGUCUACAGAAAGAGCUCCAUAAGUGGAUGAAGAUGGGGAAGGCAAAAGCGAAUGAAACGUUGCUCGAAUGGAAAUUGGCAGAAACUGAAGAGAUGCUACAAACAUGGGACACUUUUAUGGCACAAGCGGAUGAGGAUCUACGGCAAUUAAGCGACUAUGAUCGAUUUUUAUCAUCCAAGAGGCCAAUACUGCAAGUGGACUCAACACGUCUUCAUCAUCAACUUGAGGAUGCAAAGCAACAUGAAGAGGAAUACAACACCCCUGAAAGCAUGGCUAUUACAUCCGACAUUGAAAAGCAUAGGGCAUCGCUGGAGCAAUCUCAAAAAGACAUCCAAUCUCUCAACACUGAACAAACGCAACUUGAAGGAUACGUGUCAACGCUGGAUCAGAGAAAAUCAGAGCUGGAUUCUCAAAUUUCUUUAUUGACGCAACGAUUGGAAUCACUGAGACGACUCUCUUUUACAGGACGAGACCUUAUUGAUGCUAAAGAGAAAUACGAAGCUUGUGGCAAAAUCGGAGGCUGGGAGAUCAUCAAUUGGACAGACGAUGAAACCGAGUUGACCUUGGACAAUGAUAUCAAUAUUGUAAUCGAUCAUUCAAAGCUCGAAGCUCGGGAUGUGGAGGCCAUUAUUGUACGAAUGGUGGAACAGCGUGAGCCUGUUUAUGGUGCAUUUUCUGAACUUGUUCUUGGAUUGAGUGGUUUGAUGACCGAUGUAUGGGAUAUGAAACAGAUCAUCCGAAACGCGGCCGUCUAUUGGCAAUACGUGAAGCUGAUCCAUGCCGAAGUUAAAGCAGCCAGUCAACAUUUUCAGACAGAGGUUCAAGCACUUGAUGAUGGUGUUUCUUCUACCUCAGCCAAUGAUGCGAAUGAACGAGGCGUGCUGUGCACGAUUAUACCAGCAAGCUUUGUUUCCAGGAGCAAAGUGGUCAUUUCAUUUCGAGUAUCUACUGCCGAUGUGAUGCAUUUUCCCCAUAUCAACAUGGAUACGGUCACUGUUGAUCUUGAAUAUGGCCCUAUGACCCAAGAGGAAACUGAAAGGAAGGCACGGGAAUUACUCAAGAUGCAUGGAUUUGUUGGGCUUGUAAAUACACUCAAGAAGCUUUUAUAA
This is a messenger RNA of Lichtheimia ornata, 2610 nucleotides long. RefSeq lists its product as uncharacterized. Bases 1 to 2610 code for a protein of 869 amino acids. The transcript has 17 exons. The record is from RefSeq and is a predicted model, not a curated record. Gene Ontology annotation, biological process: mitotic spindle assembly checkpoint signaling; mitotic sister chromatid biorientation; protein localization to kinetochore. NCBI's taxonomy places the organism in Eukaryota, Fungi, Mucoromycota, Mucoromycetes, Mucorales, Lichtheimiaceae.